AUUUGAUUAUUUCGGUCGGGAUUACCGCAUAAUAAUGAGUUUCGGCAAUUGGUCCUCUAAUGCAAAAGAUUUCACUCCCUCUUGGGGAAACUUUGGUGAUGACUCUGGAAGUGGAGACUUUGUCCCCUCCUUUAUUAAAGCACCUGUUCCGCAACAGCCUUCGAUUACCAACCAGUUUGCCAAGAAGAAGCCCAUUACCCUGGCUUCACUCGGAGUGUCAAAUCAAAACCUGGGUGGUGCGAAGAGUGUUGCCUUAGGAAAGAGCGCAACUCCCGCUCCCGCUCCCACUCCCGCUCCCACUCCCGCUCCUGCCCCUGCUCCUACUUCUGCACCUGUAUCUGUUGCUGCUCCUGCUGCUCCUGCUGCUCAGGCCGCACCCAGCACAUCAUCACUUCCGACUGCACCGAAAACUGAAAAGACUGCUAGCGAGGACGUCACUUCUCCUGAAUCGGAGUGUCUUGAUGUGGAUUCUCCGGAAGUGGCUACCGAAACCGAACCUUCUACUACUGCGUCUUUCUCGCUCGACGAGCUCAUUGCCAAGGAAGAUCCCCGCGAGAACAUCAAUGUCGUGUUCAUCGGCCAUGUCGACGCCGGCAAGUCCACCAUCUGCGGUAACAUCAUGUUCACAACGGGCAUGGUGGACAAGCGCACCAUCGAGAAGUUCGAGCGCGAAGCGAAGCUGCGUAACCGCGAGAGCUGGUUCCUGGCGUACAUCAUGGACACGAACGACGAAGAGCGCGCCAAGGGAAUCACGGUGGAGGUGGGUCGCGCCUACUUCGAAACGGAGCACAAGCGGUUCACCGUGCUGGACGCGCCCGGCCACAAGAACUACGUGCCGAACAUGAUCGCAGGCGCCGCGCAGGCGGACGCCGGCGUGCUGGUGAUUUCGGCGCGCAAGGGCGAGUUCGAGUCGGGCUUCGAGCGGUCCGGGCAGACCCGUGAGCACGUGCUCUUGGCGAAGACGCUGGGCGUGAAGCGUCUGAUCGUGGCGGUGAACAAGAUGGACGAAGAGACGGUGAAGUGGUCGGAGCGUCGGUACAACGACAUCGUCACGAAGCUGUCGCCCUACCUGAAGCGCGUGGGGUACAACGUGCAGGAGGACGUGACGUUCCUCCCCGUGUCGGGUCUGCGCGGAUACAACCUGAAGGAGGGCAUUCCGGAAGGCAUGUGUCCCUGGUACUCCGGACCCUCGCUCUUCCAGAUCCUCGACUCCAUGCAGAUCGAGGGACGCGACGCCUCCGCGCCGCUCCGUCUCCCCGUUCUCGAUAAAUUCAACGACCGCGGAUGCGUCAUCACCGGAAAGGUCGAGUCCGGUCGUCUGAUCGUGGGGAACUCGGUGCUGCUGAUGCCGAACAGCCGGAAGGCGGAGGUGCAGAGCAUCACGAUCAACGACAAGGAAGUGCUGUCGGCGAAGCCGGGCGAGAACGUGAACGUGCGUCUGAAGGGAAUCAGCGACUCGAACGUGUUCCGCGGAGACAUCAUCUGCCACGAAGAUCUGCACAUCCACGCGGUGAAGGAGUUCGAGGCCCGGCUGGUGCUGCUGGAGCUGCUGGAGAACCGCCGCAUCAUGACGGCGGGGUACGGAGCGGUGCUGCACAUCCACACGGCGGUGGAGGAAGUGAUGAUUACCGACCUCAUCGCCGAGCAGGACCGCAAGACCAAGGCCAUUAAGAAGCAUCCCAGAUUCGUGAAGAGCGAUAGCAUCGUGUUCGCGAAGCUGUCGCUCUCGAAGCCGGUUUGCAUGGAGAUGUUCGAUUCCAUGCCGCAGUUGGGACGAUUCACCAUUCGCGAUGAGGGAAAGACGAUUGCCAUCGGAAAGGUGACCAAGAUUAUCAAUUGA
This is a messenger RNA of Blastocystis hominis, 1840 nucleotides long. RefSeq lists its product as hypothetical. Gene Ontology annotation, biological process: translation. The transcript has 6 exons. Lineage: Eukaryota; Bigyra; Opalinata; Blastocystidae. Gene Ontology annotation, cellular component: translation release factor complex. Gene Ontology annotation, molecular function: GTPase activity; GTP binding; translation release factor activity. The record is from RefSeq and is a predicted model, not a curated record. Bases 35 to 1840 code for a protein of 601 amino acids.